UUGUGGAUUUUACAACAGCAAUAUUUAUCGAGUCACAAAGCGUUGGAUUUUUUUUAGAAAAAUGAAAAGUUGAGUUUUCAAUAAAAAUGCCAGCAAUCGAAGUCACAACACCUAUUCCUGUGGACGGAGACAGAAAUGCAGAUGAAAACUACAAGACACCAGUGAUUGGUAUAAUCUAUCCCCCGCCAGAAGUUAGGAAUAUCGUUGAUAAGACUGCAAGUUUCGUUGCAAGAAAUGGACCGGAGUUUGAGUCGCGUAUUCGACAGAACGAGCAGAACAACUCCAAGUUCAACUUCUUGAACUCAGCUGAUCCCUAUCAUGCCUACUACCAGCACAAGGUCAAGGAGUUCAGAGAGGGGAGAGGGCAAGAGCCCCAAGUGCCCAAGGGUCAUGCCUUGGGCCUGAGCACCAGCAAGCCCCAGGAUGUGGCCAAGAUCAUACAGGAGCCUGUUAUACCCACGGAGCCUCCUCCAGAGUUUGAGUUCAUCGCAGACCCGCCCUCCAUUUCUGCGUUUGACCUGGAUGUUGUGAAGCUCACAGCACAGUUUGUGGCCAGAAAUGGCCGCCAGUUCCUGACCAAUCUGAUGAACAGAGAGCAGCGCAACUUCCAGUUUGACUUCCUGCGGCCCCAGCACAGCCUCUUCAACUACUUCACCAAGCUGGUGGAGCAGUACACAAAGAUUCUGAUCCCACCAAAGGACCUUCAGGAGAAGUUGAAGCGUGAAUGUGAGGAGUACCAGACUGUGCUGGAGCAGGUGAAGUACCGCGUAGACUGGGCGCGCUACCAGGAGAUGCAGCGACGCAAGGAGGAGGAGGCACUGGAGAGGGAGAGAGUUGCAUACACCCAGAUAGACUGGCAUGACUUUGUGGUUGUGGAAACUGUGGAUUUCCAGCCAAAUGAACAGGGCAAUCUUCCACCACCGACAACACCCGAGGAGGUUGGUGCCAGAAUCCUGGCGCAAGAGAGGCACGGAAAACGCAAGGGAGACGAUGAGAUGGAGGUGGAGUCCGGAGAGUCGGAGAGUGAGGAUGAAUCUGAUGAUGAGGAUGAAGAGGAGGAGGUACAGAGGAUCGUGCCCAGACCUCCCCCGCCACCACAGGAAGAGGAGGAGGAAGAUUCUACAGAUGAGGAUGAGGAGGAUCAGGACAAGGAUCGCCAGGAGUUACGUCCCCCUGUCCGCGCCCCACCCCCCUCCAUGCCCCCUCCCCCACCUCCCAAGGAGAUGCCCAACCCCCCGCCCCUGCCACCCACCCCAGACCAGGUCAUCAUCAAGAAAGGAUACGAUCCUAAAGCUCGAGCAGUACAGCAGGAGCCCAGUGACGAGCAGUUCCUGGUGUCUCCCAUCACAGGAGAGAAGAUCCCCGUAGACAAGGUGCAGCAGCAUAUGAAGAUAGGCUUACUGGAUCCUAAGUGGAUUGAGGAGCGUAACCGCCAGAUCCAGGAGCGCGCGGAGCAGGAGGAGGUGUACGCCGCUGGUUCCUCCAUCGAGAGCAGUCUGAAGCACCUUGCUGAGAGACGUACUGACAUCUUCGGAGCCGGCACAGAGGAGGCAGGCAUUGGUAAAAAGAUCGGAGAGGAGGAAGACGAUGGCAAGAAGGACAAGAAGGUGGUGUGGGACGGACACUCUGCCUCCAUGGAGAAGGUGGCUCAGAAGGCCAGAGAGAACUUCUCUAUCGACGAGCAGAUAGCCAACAUUCACAAGGUCAAGGGUCUUGUUCCUGAUGCUGACAAGGAGAAGAUUGGCCCAUCAAUCACGCCACGUGCCCCCAUGGCUGCAGCACCUCCCCCUCCCCCGAUGAUGAACAAGGCGGCCCCUCCCAAGCAACCCCCACCCCCUGCGGGCGCCCCACCCCCUGUGCCCACCAUGCCCCAGGCUCUCAAGCGACCUGUGGUUGCCAUGGGCAACCCAGCACCACCACCGCCCAUGCCUCAGCCAGUGAUGAUGAUGCCUCCAAGGCCACCGCCCAUGCAGGUGCUUGGUAUGCCCCCAGGCCCCCCAGGCGUGAUGAUGGCACAGCCGAUGCGACCACCGGGGUUCCCUGCCAUGCCCAUGAUGCAUCCCACUCCCAUCCCCCCUCCGCCCCAGCCCAGCGCGCAGGCUGAUGAUGAGCCGCCCAACAAGAAACAGAAGACUGAGGAUCAGCUGGUACCAGAGGACGAGUGGCUGAAGCAGCAUGCUGGAAGUGUGAAGUUCAGAGUCGCAGUGCCUAACAUGCCUGACAAGACGGACAUGAACCUCUCAGGACAGACCCUCACCUUCUCUCUGCCCCUCACGGAUAAUGUGUCUGUGUUGAAGGCCAAGAUCAACGAGGCUGUACGAGUACCUGGAGGCAAGCAGAAACUGCUGUAUGAUGGUCUGUUCAUCAAAGACUCCAACACGCUGGCCUUCUACAACUUCAGCAACGGAGGCACCGUUCAUCUCCAACUCAAGGAAAGAGGAGGCAGGAAGAAAUAGGGAGCGAGGAAGAAGGAGGAAGGAUGGAAGAAGGGGAAAUUCCACAGCUGGUGGGGCCUGUUGGGCAGUUGCAACUUUUGCUGUCCCUCAUGCAGAUUAUUUUUUGUGUUUAACUGUUGGUUUAAGAAGAAGGCGAACCAUUGCUAAAGUGGCUCACAUGACAGUUGCAGUUAUUGCUGCUUAUCAAUUUGUGAACUUUUUGUGUUUUCUUGCUAUUAUAAGAGGUAGUUAUGGUAUUGAUGUUUAUGUUGUCCUUACUGGACUGGAAUUAAUCAACUUUUCAUAUAUUUAAAAAUUGUAUAUGUAUAGUUUGCUCACUUUUUAUGCCCCCAGAUCGAAUGAUCAGGGGGUAUAUUAUUUUUGGCCUGUCUGUCUGUCUGUCAUUGUAUGUGUGUGUCUGUCCCAAAACUUUAAUCUUGCUUAUUAAAUUAAAACUCUUGGGCCUAUGUUCUUUAAACUUUACAUGUGCAUGCAUCUCAUUGAGAUCUACAAUCAAACAUGGUUUGAGGUCACUAGGUCAAAGGUCACUGUGACCUUUACAUUCAAAAUAUAACCUUAUUUCAAAAAAAGCUGCUGUGCGGCUGCAAAACGUAGUAGGGGGCAUUGUGUUUCACAAACACAGCUCUUGUUUAAAAUAAAAAUAAUGUAUAAUCAUCGUGUGCUGACAUCAUACAAGUAGUGUAAUAUAUGUAUUAUAUAUGAUGUGUAAAAUGUCAUGUAAUUUUUGCCAUGAGUUUGCUGGAUGCAGUUUCUAUUUUAAAGGAAUACAUUUGUGCUUACAAAAAUACAGCAAAAUAUAACUGUAUAAGAUCAAGUCUGUGUGAAUGUAAUUUAUUCGUCAUUGUGUUCAAAUAUAUACUGGAACAUUACUAUUAACAUCAGAAUGUUUGAGAAGUCAAGCAGGUGUCCUGCGUAUUGAGUCCGCCCCUUAUAUAUAAGAUACGCUACCUUCAAGCUUUCUCAGAAUCAAUCAAGGAUGCCCGGUAUGAAAAUAAUCAUGUGAAAACCACUUUGUAUAUUAAUGAUGAUUUCAUGUGUCAUUCCUGUUAUUUGUAUUUUUCUGGUUCUGUUUUCUCAUGUUCUCCUAAGCGACAGACUUAUGUUGUGCCUUUUGUCAGUGAAAGGCUUUUGAUGAAAUUCAUACUUAUGUGUACAGUUAUAUUUGAAAAUAGUAGAACACAUUUUUUUGGAAAUUAUUUAAUUGAUUUAUUCUUGCUUUUAAGUAGCGUUAUUAAUUGGUUUGGUAACACAUGUACCAUAUUACACCAUGAUGGAUAAACCUUUUAUGCUUUAUUCCAGAUGUUCGAAAUUGGGUAGUGGCUAUUGUCCAGAAUAGAUAAUAAAAAUGUUUAGGUUUCAUAAUAAAGUUGUUGUCAUUUA
Messenger RNA from Dreissena polymorpha, 3836 nucleotides. RefSeq names its product splicing factor 3A subunit 1-like. Gene Ontology annotation, cellular component: catalytic step 2 spliceosome; U2-type prespliceosome; U2 snRNP. Gene Ontology annotation, biological process: regulation of alternative mRNA splicing, via spliceosome; mRNA cis splicing, via spliceosome. Lineage: Eukaryota; Metazoa; Mollusca; Bivalvia; Myida; Dreissenidae. The record is from RefSeq and is a predicted model, not a curated record. The transcript is spliced from 17 exons. Gene Ontology annotation, molecular function: protein binding; RNA binding. Bases 87 to 2456 code for a protein of 789 amino acids.